Messenger RNA from Ceratosolen solmsi marchali, 2054 nucleotides. It is a transcript of the gene Arl8, whose product is annotated as ADP-ribosylation factor-like protein 8. Gene Ontology annotation, molecular function: GTPase activity; GTP binding. Lineage: Eukaryota; Metazoa; Arthropoda; Insecta; Hymenoptera; Agaonidae. The record is from RefSeq and is a predicted model, not a curated record. Gene Ontology annotation, cellular component: lysosomal membrane. Bases 724 to 1284 code for a protein of 186 amino acids. The transcript has 3 exons. Gene Ontology annotation, biological process: anterograde axonal transport; protein transport.
GCGCGAAUGCGUGGGUUAGACAGUGCAAUAUCCCACUAGUGAGUCGUCUUUACAUGCUUGCAUAACAACUGCAUAGUAUAAAAGUAGUUUAGCACAUCAGUUUGAGCCCAUCCAUGCCUUCUCUUCUAGCUCUUCCACCGAACUUAAUCCAAAAUAUUUGCAGAAGCGCCGCACUACGGUCAGGGCUUCUACUACACGUACGGUAGCUAACUAAUGCGUGUAGAGUGGCGCGCGAAGAUGUGUGCGUGGUCGCAAAGCACCUCGGCAUACGCAACCUGCUGAGACGUCAUUCUAUUCUGCUUCGAGUGACGACUAACUCUUUCGCUUUACUCUGCUGUCUAAAUCAGCAUCGCGGAUGUGCAUCGAUUAGUGUGUUGCUCGAUUAGUCGGGUGCGCGAUACCGGAACGUCCUCCUCGGUGCUCCUCCAUAGUCUUUCGCUCGUCAUUCGGUGUGGAAGGUGAAAUAGAUUGAUCGUCGCCUGCACCUGUAAAAUCACAAGAUUGAUAUACGGAUAAAGAGAGCCGCGCGUACAUGCACAGAUAGAUUAAAUACAUAGACACGCCUGUCUGCUUGCCUCGCUUGCUUGGUUACAGUCUCCGGACACAUCUAGACGUGCGGGUUUACAUAUACGCAUAAACGGGCGUUGAAGCCGUCGUGAAUUGGCAUUACAGGCACGACUGUCGGGGAAACGUCGUAAUAGGAAAAGUACUCUAGUUGUCAAGAUGCUUGCGCUAAUCAAUCGGAUCCUUGACUGGUUUAAGUCCCUCUUUUGGAAGGAAGAAAUGGAGCUGACUCUUGUCGGGCUUCAAUAUAGCGGCAAGACUACUUUCGUCAACGUCAUCGCGUCUGGUAAUUUUAACGAAGACAUGAUUCCAACCGUCGGAUUUAACAUGCGUAAAAUCACAAAAGGCAAUGUAACUAUUAAAGUUUGGGAUAUUGGCGGCCAACCUAGAUUUCGAUCAAUGUGGGAGCGUUACUGUAGGGGCGUCAAUGCCAUUGUCUAUAUGGUGGAUGCAGCUGAUCCGGAUAAGAUCGAAGCUAGUCGCAAUGAACUACACAAUUUACUAGACAAGCCCCAGUUAGCUGGUAUACCUGUAUUGGUAUUAGGAAAUAAAAGGGAUUUACCUAAGGCAUAUAAUGAAGAUAAGCUUAUAGAUAGAAUGAAUCUUUCAGCAAUUUUGGAUCGUGAAAUAUGCUGUUACAUUAUUUCAUGCAAAGAAAAACACAAUAUUGAUAUAACGUUACAAUGGCUGAUAGCACAUUCAAAGAGUGGAGUUCGCUAAUAAUUAGUCAUAUUUGCAAUGUCUCAAAAAAUCAAAUAUGAGACAAAAAAUAUAACAGAAUUGUUAUUGAAGCUUUGUAAAAGGGAGAGAGAGAGAGAGAGAUAGAGAUAGAGAAGGAGCAAGAAAAGGAAAGAGAGAUUAUGAGAGACCGACAGGGAAUAUUCUUUAUUCUGUAUUGGAAUAAGCUAUUAAGUAGGAAAUUUCUUAUUCGUAAAAGCUUUAGCGCAACUGGAAUGAAUUUGUGUGUUUGAAAGAAUUUAUAAAAAUUAUAUUAAGAAGAUAAACUUUAAAUUACUAACAAUUAAGCUUGCGCAUGAAACAUUUUUAUGCUGCGUACGAAUUUAAGGCACAUUACAUGCAAAUACUUAGUGUUAAGGAGAUGAAAUUUUUAUAUUUCUGUUUAUAAGUGUAAGAACGAGUGUAUUGGUAAAUUCUUCUUUUAAAAUAAACUUUAUAACAAAGAUAGAAAAAAGUAAUGAAAUGGUGAAUGAAUUACAUACAACGGUAGCUAUUUAUAAAUACAAUAUUAAUUUAUAAUGGGAAACAAUGAAAUUCAAGCAUUCAAAAUUAUUGUCUAAAUACUGUUUUCUUUAAUUUGUAGAGUAGUAAUUUAUUUAAAUUGCUUGGAAAAUGUUUGAUAUAGAAGUAUAAUGAGGUAUAUACGAUGCCUUGGAAAAUGUCAUAAUCACUUGUUACUAAACAACUAACAUGAUUUAAAAUUUAAAUCGCUACAGAAAAUCUCAAUGAUUUACAAAAUGUCCUAAGACCGU